AUGUUGGUUCAUGUGGGUCAUUCACGAGAACAAUGUAUCGUGACAGAAAACAUGCAUUAUCAAGUGGAGUUAACUCUAAAACCUUUGACUUCAAUUCAAACCCCUCGCGCGACUGUCAAAAAGCCGUACAACUUUUCUUUUCCUUUCUUCGCCGCCACGUCGCCGGGAAUUCUUCACUGUGUUUAUGCGACGAAAAUGGCGACUCUGAAGCCGUCAUUUGCUGUUGCUCCGCCGAAUACUAAUCCGAUUCGAUUCGGAUGUUUCGCGCCGCAAUGUUUCGUCCGCGUCCCGAAACCGCCUUCCUUCCACCGGCGAUUCGUCUCUACUACAAGUCUCGCAUUGCCCAGGUUUCAACGGACGAUUCGCGGCGGCGGCGGCAGUUUGAUCCGAUGUGAACUUCCGGAUUUCCAUCUCUCAGCAACAGCAACUACUGUUGCAGAUUUAUCAACGGAGAGCACAGUGGAUCAAACUCAGAUUCCCAAAGGUGAAAUGUGGAGUGUUCACAAGUUUGGCGGGACAUGUGUGGGAAACUCGCAGAGAAUCAGGAACGUCGCGGAGGUUAUAAUCAACGAUAACUCCGAGAGAAAACUUGUGGUUGUCUCUGCAAUGUCGAAAGUGACGGAUAUGAUGUAUGACUUAAUCCGCAAGGCACAGUCACGAGACGACUCUUACUUAUCCGCACUGGAAGCUGUUUUAGAGAAGCACAGGUUAACAGCUCGUGACCUCCUCGACGGGGACGACCUCGCUAGCUUCUUGUCACAUUUGCAUAAUGACAUUAGUAACCUUAAAGCAAUGCUUCGUGCUAUAUACAUAGCUGGACAUGCAUCAGAGUCGUUUUCAGACUUUGUUGCAGGACAUGGGGAGCUUUGGUCUGCUCAGAUGCUAUCAUUUGUCGUGAGAAAGACUGGGCUUGAGUGCAAGUGGAUGGAUACUAGAGAAGUGCUCAUUGUGAAUCCCACAAGCUCUAAUCAGGUUGAUCCUGAUUUCGACUUAUCCGAGAGGAGACUCGAAAAGUGGUUCUCUUCAAACCCGUCGAAGAUAAUUAUCGCGACGGGGUUCAUUGCAAGCACUCCACAGAACAUCCCAACGACUUUGAAAAGAGACGGGAGUGAUUUCUCAGCGGCUAUCAUGGGUGCUCUGUUGAGGGCUCGUCAAGUGACGAUUUGGACUGAUGUUGAUGGUGUAUACAGUGCUGAUCCUCGUAAAGUUAAUGAGGCAGUGAUACUCAAGACACUUUCUUAUCAAGAGGCUUGGGAAAUGUCUUAUUUUGGAGCGAAUGUUUUACAUCCUCGCACCAUCAUUCCUGUGAUGAGGUAUAACAUUCCGAUUGUGAUAAGGAAUAUUUUCAACCUCUCCGCGCCGGGGACAGUGAUCUGUCAACCUCCUGAAGAUGAUUACGAGCUUAACCUGACGACUCCUGUGAAAGGGUUUGCAACCAUUGACAAUUUGGCACUCAUAAAUGUUGAAGGUACUGGAAUGGCUGGUGUACCUGGUACUGCAAGUGACAUUUUCGGUACCGUAAAAGAUGUUGGAGCUAAUGUGAUUAUGAUAUCUCAGGCUAGUAGUGAGCAUUCUGUGUGCUUUGCUGUACCUGAGAAGGAAGUAAACGCUGUUUCCGAGGCACUGCGGUCGAGGUUUAGCGAAGCAUUACAAGCUGGACGUCUCUCCCAGAUUGAGGUGAUACCAAAUUGUAGCAUCUUAGCUGCAGUGGGACAGAAAAUGGCUAGUACACCUGGAGUUAGUUGUACACUUUUCAGUGCUCUCGCAAAGGCUAAUAUUAAUGUCCGAGCUAUAUCUCAAGGUUGUUCUGAGUACAACGUUACUGUAGUUAUUAAACGAGAAGAUAGCGUAAAGGCACUGAGAGCCGUGCACUCGAGGUUUUUCUUGUCAAGAACGACAUUAGCCAUGGGAAUCGUUGGACCAGGCUUGAUUGGUGCUACGUUACUUGAUCAGCUGAGGGACCAGGCUGCUGUUCUCAAGCAAGAAUUUAACAUUGAUCUGCGUGUUUUGGGAAUCACUGGCUCAAAAAGUAUGCUAUUAAGUGAGAUUGGUAUUGAUUUGUCGAGAUGGAGAGAACUUCUGAACGAGAAGGGAACAGAGGCUAAUCUGGAUAAGUUCACUCAACAAGUGCAUGGAAACCAUUUCAUCCCCAACACUGUACUGGUUGAUUGUACAGCAGACUCUGCUAUUGCGAGCCAUUACUAUGAUUGGUUACGGAAGGGUAUCCACGUCAUCACCCCAAAUAAAAAGGCUAACUCAGGUCCCCUUGACCAGUACUUGAAACUGAGAGAUCUUCAAAGGAAAUCCUACACUCAUUACUUCUAUGAAGCCACUGUUGGAGCUGGUCUUCCAAUUAUCAGCACUUUACGUGGUCUACUUGAGACUGGAGACAAGAUACUACGCAUAGAGGGCAUUUUCAGUGGAACUUUGAGUUAUCUAUUCAACACUUUUGUUGGAGACCGAAGUUUCAGCGAGGUUGUGGCAGAAGCAAAGGACGCAGGUUUCACCGAGCCUGAUCCAAGAGAUGAUUUAUCUGGAACUGAUGUUGCAAGAAAGGUGAUUAUCCUCGCUCGAGAAUCUGGACUUAAACUGGACCUCGCUGAUCUUCCCAUUAGAAGCCUCGUCCCAGAGCCUCUAAAAGGAUGCGCUUCUGCUGAAGAGUUUAUGGAGAAACUCCCACAGUACGAUGACGACCUGGCAAAAGAAAGGCUAGAAGCUGAAAACUCCGGAGAAGUUCUGAGAUAUGUUGGAGUGGUGGACGCAAUAAAUCAAACGGGAACUGUGGAGCUACGAAGAUACAAGCAAGAACAUCCGUUUGCACAGCUGUCAGGUUCGGACAACAUAAUAGCAUUCACAACGACAAGGUACAAGGAUCAUCCACUUAUUGUCCGAGGACCUGGUGCUGGUGCUCAAGUCACGGCCGGUGGUAUAUUCAGCGACAUACUAAGACUCGCAUCUUAUCUCGGUGCACCGUCUUAA
Microthlaspi erraticum is the source of this 2979-nucleotide messenger RNA. NCBI's taxonomy places the organism in Eukaryota, Viridiplantae, Streptophyta, Magnoliopsida, Brassicales, Brassicaceae. The record is from the annotation of a GenBank genome assembly.